This is a messenger RNA of Orussus abietinus, 2358 nucleotides long. RefSeq lists its product as uncharacterized. Lineage: Eukaryota; Metazoa; Arthropoda; Insecta; Hymenoptera; Orussidae. The transcript has a single exon. Bases 25 to 2358 code for a protein of 777 amino acids. The record is from RefSeq and is a predicted model, not a curated record.
GACAAAAACAUUAAGGGUUUCAAAAUGAAUUCAUUAACCCUCGGUGCUGCAGGAUAUAUCUUGUUAUUUUCAAGUCUUACAUUUUUCAUAAUUUUAUUGAAACAAAGCUACAGAUGCAGUGCUAAAACGUCAAUAUAUUAUCUGACGGUGUCAGAUAUUCUAAGUUCAAUGUUAACAGCAGGAAUACUGCUUUUUAAUUGGUUUAAUGGAAUGCUUCAAGAGGACACGAUCAAUGGCACUCGUGAAAAACAUUCAAGUAUGUUAAAUUAUUCUGUAUCGUCAAGCAUGGAAAGUGAUGAAUAUCGGCAGACAUUUGCACAGUUUUUGAACCACUACAGCAGUGCUAGUACCAAGUUCAACGAAACGAUUACAUGCAAUUUUAGUCAUGUAAUCAUGCAUUAUGGAAUGUUUCUGUUGCCAUUUGUAAAUGCACUUGUUUCAUUGUUAAGUUUUUCAUUACAAGCCAACUGGAAUGUACAAUACAUCAGUGACAAAUGCAAACAACUAAGAGAUUCUUCGUCAAAUAUACAAGUCCAGGAUACUGAAGGUCAAAUUUAUUCUGGUACAUUCACACACUCUAAAACCAACUUAUUUUCCAGAGAAGAGUUAAAAAAUGAAAGAGUUCUAUUCAAAGAAAUGAUUCUAAAUGUAAUUGCAAAUUUUUUCAAUGGUUUGAAACAAGAUAAACUGAAACCCGAUGACAAGAGAACCAGUUAUAUAAACAUUUUAAGUCAAUGGUUCGUACCUGUCUUCAUUACAGGUAUUUUAUAUUUUGCAGAAUAUUACAAAAUGGAACAAAUGCCUGAUCCGAUUGACGAUACUUGCAUUUUUACAAUGAAUUUUCCUUUCGAUAAUCACUGUCCAUCUUCUGAUGCAAAAAAUACUCAGCAAUAUGGAUACAAAAACACCAUACAAAUUCUAAAUAAUAAUAUGAAUGAUGAAAACUUGUUGGAAAUAUCUCAUCCUAAUGCUAAAGAAACAGAUCAUGUGGUAUCCCGUAUUUACAAUAUUAUGCAUUCAAUAUUAAAUAAUUCCAAUUCAAAACUAUCGGAAACUAAUCAUAAUUCAUCUGAAUUAUGGAAUAUCACAAAGUAUUUGAAUGUCAGUGAAAUUUUAACUCAAAAUAAUGACUGGAACAUGGAUAAUAUACCACUUAAUGAUACCAAUAUAUUGGAAGUUGUGGAUGAAGAAAAUAAAACUGUUACCGAGCUUUCUCAUUCUCUAAGCCAAGAAAAACGUAUAUCAAAUUUAGGCAGCAUGGAUCUUCUGAACAAUAAAUUGGAAUUACUCAAGAAUGUUACAAAAGAACCAAUAAGAAUAACUCAUUUGGAACCUUCAACUUAUUCUAUACAGACCAUUAAAUUUAACAACACAAAUGGAAAUAACCGAGAACGGACACAAAGAGUACAUGAAAAUCAAGAAGACAAUCUUAACAAGUUUACCAAUGGAUUAAACAUUAAUGACAUUGCAUCAAAAUAUAAAGAGAAAUGCAAGACCAACGAUACAAAGUAUAAUGAAACAAUGCAAACUGAACAUGUAAUACAUCCAUUAGAUACUGGAGGUGCCAAAUUGAAUUCUAAUGGAAGCACUAUAUCUACGAUAUCAGAUAACAAAACCUAUACUAAAGGCAUGAUAAUACCGUCAGAGUGUCUAAACAAUCAUUGUUUUGUUUCCCCUACAUUUGUUAAAUUACACAUGCUCAUACUUAUAUUUGUAAUUUACUUUGUCUCUAUUAUAAUUUCUAGCAUCUUGCAAUUACAAGCAAGGUACAGAUGUAAAAAUCUCUCAUUAAAUCAACAAAAAAUGAACAAUAUGGAAAGGAUCAAGAAAAACAAUGAAAAUAGUGAAGAUAAAAUUGUUACGGAGAAAAGAGAAUCUGUAAUUAACCAAAAUAUAAGAAAAUUGGCAUGGCAUACUGAGGAAAACAAAUUGAGUAAUAACCAUCCAGAAAACGACCCCAAAGAUGAUGAAUUCAUUACGGAAAUAGAGUUUCACAACAAAGGUGAGAAUGAUUCCAUAUCAGAAUCAAUACAAAUUAAUGAAAUUGAUGUUAUCGACGAAGCCGAUGUUAAAACUAUGACAAACUUUAACCAUGAAAUUGAAAACAUGAUGAGUUUACUUCAAUUAUUAAAGAUAUCUUUCCUUUGUGGGAUAUCAUUAUGGACACCCUUAUUUUUUGAGGUUUUAGCUAAAAUCUUCUUAUGUAUGAAUGUCCCAAAUUGGCUGAUGAACAUUUCAUUUUUAAGUGCUAUGUCAUUUGGAAUCAUUAGAAAUUUUUUAAAUCUAAAUAUGAUUCAUAGUCAAAAAAAUGAUAAUGAUAAAACGAAGAAGGGAAACGCUGUAAACCCAAGUUCAUAA